AUGACUGGUAAAGACGCGCGUGGGCCAUCCUCAUCGCCAUCAAUAUCAUCAACACCGACGACGCCAUCGCCACAGCCGGCGAUAGUGACAACAAACAGCAAAACUACCAACAUCACCACAACCACGGCACAUCCACAUUUACAAGAGAAACAUCAAAACCAAAAACAACUAUUCGCCAAUCAUCAAACAUCCGCAGAACUGGCAUCAAAAUCAGCAACACAACCCCAUACAAAUCAACAAUAUCAACAACAAAACCAAAACCAAAAACAAAAAUAUCACCCACAAGAAGAUCAAAAACAACAUCAACAUCAACAUCAACAACAGAAAUCGCAUAAGAAAUCGAAAGUCAAGGCAAGUAGCAACAGGAGCAACAGCCAUUGCUAUAGCAACUACAAUUACAACAAUAAUAAUAAGAACAACAGCAUUAACCAUAGCAACAGCCAUAAUAGUACUAGUAACAGUAAAUAUUUUCUACAACGCAGUAAACACACUAACAACAUUUAUUCAUCAGGAGCCACACUGGUGGAGGAAGAGGACUUCAAUGAAUUGACGGCAGUGCCCACGGCGACCAUUGUGAUAGCGACGAACGCAAACGGCAAAGUGCGUGUUAGUCCACAUACAACCGCCAACGGCAGUGCCGUUAUAGGCACAGGUAUCGGCAUCGACAAGGAGUCGGUACGCAAGUUGCCGCUACCCUUGAAAUUGACCACCAAAACAACGUCAAGACAAACAAUUGACGCGCCAACGAAAAAUAUACUACAACGCCAACAGGCGACACACCAGCAACUGGAACAGCUGAGUCCAACAGAAACUAUAUUAGAACAGAAAUUAACGGCGCAAACAAGUGAAGAGAGCCAACCCACUGAAUUGACGCCGUUGGUAGAAGCGGAUGACAUAACACUACACUCCAAUCACAGUCCAAUCGCAAUAACCCCCUCUUCAAAUACAAAUACCGCCAGUUCAACGCAACGUUCUUAUAGUACAGCGAUAGCCGCCUCUGUUUCGCCAACGGCUAGCGUUGGUUUAGCCGCAACAUCGCAAUUCGGUGGCGGCUUAUCGCCUGCCACAUCUGCAGCCAGCAUCAUCUCUACCGUCGACGUUGCCAAUCCGCCAAACAUCUACGUUCAGCAAUCCAGCUUACCGACUGCACCAACGGCGCCUCCACCUACGGUUGUGGCUGCAGCCGCUGCCGCCACCGCCACCACCACAACCUACAGUCACAACUCUAAGACAACUCGUUCAUGGCCAGUUAUCUAUAGGAAUCCGCAUCAUUACGAUUACGAAGCUCUAUACGUGCAGGCGACCAAACCAACGAGUGGCAGCAAUCACCAUUACCACCACCAGCCGACAAGUAAUUUUCAAAUAGGAAGUUCCGUUUUCAAACCGAACUGCUACUCAAAUCAAUUUGCCCAAUCAAUUUUGUACACAUCCAGCAAUGAGGACUUGAGCGCAAUCAAUGAGCACGGCGAUAACUUGGGCGGGUUCAAUGGUGUUGGUGGCGGUACAACCAGUGGUAGCGUCGCCAUAACAGCAUUUAUGAACAUCCGUCAGCUGUGGGGCAUAAUUCUCCAUUUCAAUUCGAUCCAUCCGCAGCAACAACUGCAGCCGCCGCAGCGGCUGUUGAGAGUUUAA
This is a messenger RNA of Ceratitis capitata (Mediterranean fruit fly), 1632 nucleotides long. RefSeq names its product G-box-binding factor-like. The record is from RefSeq and is a predicted model, not a curated record. The transcript has 3 exons. Lineage: Eukaryota; Metazoa; Arthropoda; Insecta; Diptera; Tephritidae. Bases 1 to 1632 code for a protein of 543 amino acids.